AUGCGUAUGGCUGUAUUAGCUGGUUUUGGUUGGACAAUUGGUUUUAUUUUAUUUGCUUUACCUGAUAGUCCAACAGCUUUUCAACAUGUCCUUGUUACAAUAUUUAAAUAUUUAUUAAUUCAUCUUAAUGCAACACCGAGCUUAUUUAUUUCUGUUGUUUAUGAGUAUUUCGUCAAAACAAAUCGACAAGAUACACCAGUGAGUAUGGUAAUAACAAUUGGUUCAUUGAAACCUUCGAAUCGAAUAACAUUACGACGACCAUUUUCAGAAACACAACAUCAAUCAGUAACCGAAAUACAAACAAUUUAA
Messenger RNA from Adineta steineri, 309 nucleotides. The record is from the annotation of a GenBank genome assembly. Lineage: Eukaryota; Metazoa; Rotifera; Eurotatoria; Adinetida; Adinetidae.